Adineta steineri is the source of this 483-nucleotide messenger RNA. The record is from the annotation of a GenBank genome assembly. NCBI's taxonomy places the organism in Eukaryota, Metazoa, Rotifera, Eurotatoria, Adinetida, Adinetidae.
AUGUCACUACCCAUGAGUGAUAAUAUCCAUAUACCAUUUAUUCGUCAAGCUAUUGAACUCUCUGUAUCUGCUGUCGAACAUGGUAAUCAUCCAUUUGGUGCAUGCCUUGUUUCAAAAGAUGGACAAGUUUUACUUACAGCUGAAAAUACAUGUGGUGAACCUGUUACAGAUGUAACUCAUCAUGCUGAAUUAAAUCUUAUUAGUAUGGCUACACAAAAAUUUAAUCGAGACAUGCUUGAACAAUGCACAUUAUAUACUAGUUGUGAACCAUGUUUAAUGUGUACAGGUGCUUUUCGUUGGAGUGGUAUUCGACAGUUAGUUUAUGCUCUUAAAAAUGAAACAUUAGGAGAAUAUGCAGGUUUCGAUGGUCUUUUGUCUUGUCGACCAUUUCUACCAGCACCACAGUUUACUGUAAUUGGUCCUAUUCUUGAAGAUGAAGCUGCUCAGAUUCAUCAAACUUUUUGGUCUCAAUUAAAAUCCUAA